CCCCUCAAAUAAUGAAGAAACAAAUGUGUGGAGAGCCAUUGGAUUUUGCAGACUUACCAUUUCUACAAAAAAAAAAAGAAAGAAAGAAAGAAAGAAAGAAGCCAUUGGAGAAUCCCAAUGCUACCUCUACCCCCCCACCCCUCAAGCCCAUAGUCAUCACAUAGUACUACUACUUCAUUGAUUCAACUCUAAUUCAGAAUUCAUUCUUCUCCCCCUACCCACCCACUCCCACCCCACCCCCUAUGUGUGUCAAACCCAAGAAUCAAGCUAAAAAUCUUGGUUAGCAUCACUAAAACACUAACCCAAAAAGAACAAAAAAUAAAAGAGAAUAGUAACACCCCUUGUUUUUCAUCUAGCUCAACUCUUCUGGAUCUGAAAGGAAAUAUAGUUUAUUAAUUACUACACAAGGGGCAAAAAUUAUUACUAUUAUUUUUGUGUGUAUGUGUAUAUAUAAAUAAAUUAUUCAUUCAGAUUUCAGAGAAAAACUUUCUCAUAAAUCUAACUCACCCCAAAAACCCCUCACAUGAGUGGUAGUGAGAUGUCUGAAGAUGAGGAGCGCCCUUGUCCUUCAGAUCUCACCGGCGGCGCCACCGCAAAAGCAAGAAACUGUUGCUUCAACGCCGCCGUCUCUGGCGGCGUUAGCGGCGGCGUAUCCGGCGGAGUUGGUGGCUUUCACUUCUCACCACACCCAGAUCAAGUGCUUGAAAAUGUGCUAGAAAACGUUCUUUGUUUCCUAACGGAUCGACGUGACCGUAACGCUGCAUCGCUUGUGAGCAAAUCUUGGCAUCGGGCCGAAGCCCUAACCAGAUCCGAAGUGUUUAUUGGCAAUUGUUAUGCAGUCUCUCCGGGCCGUGUCACGGCCCGUUUCGAAAGGGUGACUUCUGUUGCUAUUAAGGGGAAACCGAGGUUUGCUGAUUUCAGUUUGCUUCCACCUGAUUGGGGUGCACACUUUACUCCUUGGGCUUCUGUUAUGGGUGAUUCGUAUCGCGGGCUUGAGAAAUUGUACCUCAAACGUAUGUCUAUCUCUGAUGAUGAUCUAGCUUUGUUGGCCCGUUGUUUCCCUAGUUUCAAAGAGCUUGUUCUUGUUUGUUGCGAAGGUUUUGGGACUAGUGGACUUGCUAUUCUAGCCCGUGAUUGCAGGAAAAUUAGAGCGCUUGAUCUGAUUGAGUCUGACGUAUCGGACGAUGAAGUGGACUGGAUUUCGUACUUCCCUGAGAACGAGACGUGUUUGGAGUCUUUGGCCUUUGAUUGUGUUGAAUGUCCUAUUGACUUUGAGGCAUUGGAGAAGCUAGUAAUCAGGUCACCUAGUUUGAAGAGACUAAGGUUGAAUCGGUUUGUUUCUAUUACGCAGCUGUACCGAUUGAUGAUUCGAGCUCCGCAGCUGACCAGUCUGGGAACAGGCUCAUUUGGCAACCCUACGCUGACUGAUGAACAAGAUCCUGAUUAUGCUUCAGCAUUUGCUGCCUGCAAGUCCAUUGUCUGUCUCUCUGGUUUCAGGGAAAUUGCUCCAGAGUAUCUGCCUGCUAUCUAUUCAGUUUGUUGCAAUCUGACCUCUCUUAAUUUCAGCUAUGGUGCCAACAUUAAUACUGAACAAUUCAAAUCUGUCAUCAGCCGCUGCCAUAAGCUCCAAGUAUUGUGGGUGUUUGAUUCUGUAUGCGAUGAAGGACUUGAGGCAGCUGCUGAAACAUGUAAGGAUCUGCGGGAGAUUCGGGUUUUCCCUAUCGAAGCUCGGGAAGAUGCAGAAGCCCCAGUUUCUGAUGUAGGUCUCCUUGCAAUUUCCGAGGGUUGCAGGAAACUCAAGUCUAUCUUAUAUUUUUGCCAACGAAUGACAAAUGCAGCUGUUAUAGCUAUGUCAAAGAACUGCCCAGACCUUGUGGUAUUCCGACUAUGCAUUAUGGGUCGACACUUGCCUGACCAUGUUACUGGUGAACCAAUGGAUGAAGGCUUCGGGGCUAUUGUCAAGAACUGUAAGAAGCUUACUAGACUCGCUGUAUCUGGUUUACUGACGGAUAAGGCUUUCAGUUACAUUGGACAAUACGGGAAACUAGUCCGAACCUUAUCAGUUGCUUUUGCUGGAGACAGUGACAUGGCUCUGAAGUAUGUGCUCGAGGGCUGCCCUAAGUUGCAGAAAUUAGAGAUCAGAGAUUGCCCAUUUGGAGAUUUGUCUUUGCGUUCUGGUUUACACCACUAUUACAACAUGAGGUUCCUUUGGCUGUCAUCUUGUAGAGUAACUCUACAAGGUUGUCAGGAGAUUGCUUGCCAAUUGCCCCGUCUAGUAGUGGAAGUGAUUAGUGGUGAAGAUGAGGAAAGGAGUGUUUCUCCCGAGCAUGUUAAUACAUUGUACAUGUACCGGUCUCUUGAUGGACCGAGAGCUGAUGCACCAUCAUUUGUGCAAAUACUGUGACCGACCUUUUUAGAAGAUAGGAAUUUUCUGCAGUAAUUGAUUGGGGGAUCUUUGAGAAAUGAUUAACUAUUUUCUUGGGAAGAGAUGAUCUUUGAGAAAUGAUUAACUAUUUUCUUGGGAAGAGAUGCUCUACAGAAAUCUGUUGCGACCUAUAUGAAGGUACAAGUUUACUUCUUGGGAAAACAAAUGGUGCACCGCUUGCAAAGGCAGUGAGCAAUCUAUUCUGUAUUCAAUGCUGGCCUCCAUGGAUGUCAUUGUAUAUGGUUCAGUACAGAGAUUGUUUUUUCCAGCAAAGCAAUCGAGAAGACAAAUGUUGUAUCAGUAAUCUUUUCUUUUCACUUUCAUUUUCUUCAUAUUCAUGGAGCCUUCAAUUAGCAAAUGGAGUGGUUGCUAAGGCCACAGUUAGGGUGGACGUUCCAAAUUGCACGGUGGCGGAUCAAAUUGCUGCUCAAUGAGAUUUCUAAAAGUCUUUCGGGAGAAUUGGUCUAUUCAGAAUCAACACACAUGGAAUACACCUGCAUGCUCGGUCAGGGUACUGGAUCGUCAAGUAGUAUCUUUUCAUACAAUUGAAGCCCUUAUUUUUUGUUUCAUUGUUAGUUUAGAGUUGAAGCUUUUUUUAUUCUAGUUGGUGAUAGCCUAAUGCUCAGAAGGAUACCGCAGUUGGAUCUCUCCAUCUCGCUCUCUAGAAAUAUUUGUUCUUUCCAGGAUGUGUUGUUUCCCUAGCACCUGACUGUUGAAUUUAUUAUUGUUAUUGUUAGAAGAAAUGUGAGAUGGGUAAUAAAUGCCAAAUAUGCAUGGACCA
Molecule: messenger RNA, 3206 nt
Organism: Capsicum annuum
Lineage: Eukaryota; Viridiplantae; Streptophyta; Magnoliopsida; Solanales; Solanaceae
Product: transport inhibitor response 1-like protein
Exons: 3
Coding region: 524-2404 (626 amino acids)
Biological process (GO): SCF-dependent proteasomal ubiquitin-dependent protein catabolic process
Cellular component (GO): SCF ubiquitin ligase complex
Source: RefSeq, a predicted model, not a curated record